CGCGGAAUGUGACGUCACGGCCCGUGGCGGCGGCGGCGGCGGAGGAGGAGCGGAGCGGUUCCGACGCCAUGGAGGCGAUACCGGUGCCGCCGGCCUCUCCCGCCGCACUGGUGCCGGCUCCCGCCGCGGGCCCCGUCGCCGUGACGGGGAAGGAGGUGGUGUCGCCAGCUGCGAGGCACUCGAAGAAGAUCCUGGAUGAGGAGGCCUAUAUCGAGAGCUUAGAGAAGAUCAUCCAGCGAGACUUUUUUCCCGAUGUGGAGAAGUUGCGAGCACAGAAGGACUAUCUGGAGGCUGAGGAAAACGGCGACUUGGAGAAAAUGAGACAAAUUGCUAUCAAGUUUGGCUCUUCCUUGAACAAAUCGUCGAGGGACACACCUGCACCCUAUGUUACCCCAGCCACAUUUGAAACCCCAGAAGUGCAUCCAGGUGGCCUUCCAGUGGGAAAUAAAUCUAAGGCUGGCAUCAAGACUGCAGAAGAAGGAGAAGCAGAAAAAGAUGAUAAAGAUGCUCUUCCCAGCCUGGACACCUUCUUGGCAAAGCACACGAGUGAGGAUAAUGCUUCCUUUGAGCAGAUCAUGGAAGUGGCCAGAGAGAAGGAGAAGGUCAAGCACGCGUGGCUCUACAGCGCAGAGGAGGAGUACAGCCGGCGACAAAAUGAAAACCUGGCACUUCCUUCAGCCGAGCAGCAAGCUCUGGAGAAUGUGAAAGCUGGGCUGGAUACCUGGGAAUACACAGCUCGAAACACCCUCAUGUAUUAUCCUACAGGUGUACCUGAUGAGAGUGAAGUUUUUAAGAAGCCCAGGGAAGUUGUGCAUCGAAACACCCGUUUUGUGAAGGACCCUUUUAGCCAAGCUGUGAGCAAAUCACAGCUCCAACAAGCUGCAGCCCUCAAUGCUCAGUACAAACAGGGCAAAGUGGGACCCGAUGGGAAAGAACUGAUACCCCAAGAGUCUCCAAAAGUGAACGGGUAUGGAUUUGUGGCUACCCCCUCUCCUGCCCCAGGUGUGAAUGAGUCACCUUUUAUGACAUGGGGUGAAAUUGAAAGCACCCCUUUGCGUCUGGAAGGGUCAGAAAGACCAUAUGUGGACAGAACACCUGGCCCAGCUUUCAAGAUCCUGGAGCCUGGACGCCGUGAGAGGUUAGGACUCAAGAUGGCCAAUGAAGUGGCAGCUAAAAACCGAGCAAAGAAGCAGGAGGCACUUCGAAAAGUGACAGAAAACCUGGCCAGCCUUACUCCAAAAGGACUAAGCCCAGCAAUGUCACCAGCUUUGCAAAGACUUGUAAACAGGACUGCAAGUAAAUACACCGACAAAGCCCUGCGAGCCAGCUACACUCCCUCCCCAGCCCACACAGGAACUCCUGGUUACAAGACCCCGGCCAGCGGGCCUCAAACCCCCCAGAGCACCCCACAGUCUAGGACAGUAUCUCAGACACCAGUAUCUCAGGAUACUACAUCCAUCACGGACAAUUUGCUGCAGCUUCCCAAAAGAAGAAAGGCAUCGGAUUUCUUCUGAACAUUCCAGUCACCACCAAGGUGAUAGUGAUCUGGCUGUGCUCAGUGAACUGCAGACUGGUUACUGGGGAAAUGGAGAUAAUUUCUGAAAGAUAUAUUUCUGUUUUUAAGAGAGCCGUGCAUUUAAAUUAA
Molecule: messenger RNA, 1645 nt
Organism: Vidua macroura (Pin-tailed whydah)
Lineage: Eukaryota; Metazoa; Chordata; Aves; Passeriformes; Viduidae
Gene: ESS2
Product: ess-2 splicing factor homolog
Exons: 10
Coding region: 69-1514 (481 amino acids)
Cellular component (GO): catalytic step 2 spliceosome
Source: RefSeq, a predicted model, not a curated record